UCAGAAGUGACAUCUUGCUUACUACUUUGCAUGUGAUCACUGAUUGGCCAAUCAGUGAUCACAUGAUCGGGACCUCGUACAGAGGUCCCGUCCGACGAUCGGUGUUUCACUGUGUCCGGAGGACACAGCGGGCACCGGAUCGCGGUGCUGCGCGCUCCCAGGGAGCGCGCACAAGCAGGGUAAUCUGCUGCCUGUAUGGUGAGAAUGUUCAGGGCAUGUGAGAUAUGACCAUAGUAUCAAGGUUAGGUUAAUGCUCUCAUAAGUUGUAU
Molecule: messenger RNA, 269 nt
Organism: Staurois parvus
Lineage: Eukaryota; Metazoa; Chordata; Amphibia; Anura; Ranidae
Source: the annotation of a GenBank genome assembly